Molecule: messenger RNA, 3263 nt
Organism: Pyrus x bretschneideri (Chinese white pear)
Lineage: Eukaryota; Viridiplantae; Streptophyta; Magnoliopsida; Rosales; Rosaceae
Product: BTB/POZ domain-containing protein NPY2-like
Exons: 5
Coding region: 1057-2940 (627 amino acids)
Molecular function (GO): protein binding
Source: RefSeq, a predicted model, not a curated record
UGGCUUUAUGUGUUCUGUCUAGCUCUGGUGGCUGUCAAAGAUAAGCAACACCUCAUCCUUUUUAUGGAUGGUCUCUUUCUCUCGCUUCUGCUUGCCUGGUUUCUCUCUACUUUCUACUUUCUGGGCUGAUUUCAGCUUUUGCUAGCUGCUGCCUUCUCUCUCUCCGCCUAAUUCUGAUAAAGGAUAUACUCAUAUAUCGUGCAGCCUCAUUGCGUUUGUUUGUUUCUGCCACUGAAUAUUUGAUUCCUUGUACUUUACCGACCACAACCCACUACUUCCCGCUCUCACGCUUCCUUCUUCUUCCUCUUCACACACUCUGAUCCAUUUGCUCAUACCAUCAUUCAGUUUUUAGAAGUUGACAACUUUUUGCUCGUUUUGGUCCCCUUGAUCUUCAUUUCAGGUGGUUUAAUUCAACUAAUACCACAGACAUUGUUUGCUAAUUGCCAUUGCAGCAGGUGUUCUGAUUUCAAAGAGGAAGGAACAUUUUUUGGUGGUGGAAUGUGGAUUGUGGAGGUUUUGGGUUCUGAAUAAAAGUAUUGAGAAGGCAAAUAUCUGGAGUGAGAGAAGGAUAAACAAAUAAGGGCCAGGGGCGGUGGUGUCAGUUUUAAGCAAGUGGGGUUUUUUUUUUAUUUAAAAUUUCUUUGCUUCUGGAUUUUUGAGAAUUAUAUAUGUUUUGGGAUGGUCAGUUGGUAAUGGCUAAUGUCUCCUGAGCUGGCCCUGUUUCUCCGGAGUCAUUGGGUCGUGUAACCAUUUCAGGAAGCAACCCCUUCCCUUCUUUUCAUUCAAGGGAAGUGAACAUUUUGUGGGAAGGAUUCGGUCACACUAGGUAGAACAACACCAGAGUUUUCCUAAGAUCUGUUUUUUUUUUUUUUUUUUUUUCCCCCUUAAAAUCCAAGGUCGUCAGUUGUUCAAUCGCCACUUUCGGGGAGUUUCCCCUUGCUUUCGGGGGUAUUUUGGUAUCGAAUUCGCAGUAGUGGUUGAAUAUUUGUAGCAUUAGCAGGAAUCAGGAAUUGUGGAGGAGAGAAAACUAAGAAGUAGAUCUCUUCCUUGCCAAAAAUGAAGUUCAUGAAACUUGGAUCGAAACCGGAUUUCUUUCAGACCGAUGGAGACAAUAUAAGAUAUGUCGCAACUGAGUUGGCAACUGAUGUAGCUGUUAAUGUCGGAGAUGUGACGUUUUAUUUGCACAAGUUUCCUCUUCUGUCCAAGAGUGCACGCCUGCAGAAACUGGUCGCAACCACAAAUGAAAACAGCGAUGAAAUCCACAUCCAUGAUAUUCCUGGCGGACCUGCUGCUUUUGAAAUAUGUGCCAAGUUCUGUUAUGGCAUGACUGUCACUCUCAAUGCAUACAAUGUGGUUGCAACUCGAUGCGCAGCAGAGUACCUGGAGAUGUACGAAACUAUUGAUAAAGGAAACCUAGUCUACAAGGUUGAAGUGUUCCUAAACUCUAGCAUCUUCCGGAGCUGGAAAGACUUGAUUAUUGUUCUUCAGACUACGAGGUCUCUUCUUCCAUGGUCCGAGGAAGUUAAGGUGGUGAGCCACUGCCUCGAUUCCAUAGCUUCCAAGGCUACCAUUGAUACUUCAAAGGUGGAGUGGUCAUAUACAUAUAACCACAAAAAACUACCGUCUAAUAAUGGGGAUGAUUCACACUGGAAUGGUGUGGCAAAACAACAGAUGGUUCCAAAAGACUGGUGGGUGGAAGACCUCUGUGGGCUUCAACUUGAUUUAUACAAGCGGGUGAUAACAAUAAUUAAGACCAAAGGAAGAAUGUCUGGUGAUGUAAUAGGGGAAGCCUUAAAGGCAUAUACCACCAGAAGGUUGUCAGGUUUUAGCAAGGGUAUGAUUCAGGGGGAUGUCCUAAAGAAUAAAUCAUUGGUGGAGACUGUAAUCCACUUACUUCCUGCAGGCAGUGUUCCUUGCAGUUUCUUACUUAAAUUGUUAAAAGCAGCAAGACUGUUGGAAUGUGGAGAGGUCGAAAUAUGUGAGUUAAUUCGCAAAAUUGGCCAGCAGCUUGACGAGGCUACAGUUUCUGAUCUUUUGAUUCAAGCCCCAACCGAUGAAGCAAUAAAAUAUGAAGUUGAUAUAGUGCAGAGCUUAAUUGAAGAGUUUGUGACACACGAUCGAAGUGCUCAGACUGAUCCUUCAAUGGAAAGUGAAUUCCAGGAGAUUAGAAGUCCCAGGUUAUCGGAUUCUUCCAAGGUGAAGGUGGCAAAGCUGGUUGACGGCUAUCUUACUGAGAUUUCACGUGAUCCCAACUUACCCGUGUCAAAGUUUGUCCAUCUUGCUGAAAUGGUAUCAAGCUUCUCGAGACCAACUCAUGAUGGUCUUUACCGUGCCAUUGACAUGUAUCUAAAGGAACACCCGGGGAUCAGCAAGGGUGAGAGGAAGAGAAUGUGCAAAUUAAUGGACUGCAGGAAGUUGUCAGUAGAUGCCUGCAUGCACGCUGUGCAAAAUGAGCGGCUGCCCUUAAGAGUUGUUGUGCAGGUCCUUUUCUUUGAACAGAUUAGGGCUUCGGCAUCCGGUGGCAACAGUACACCUGAUCUACAAGGCUCCAUCAGGGCCUUGCUCCCUGGUGGGUCUCAUGGGAGCUCAAGGUCUACAACCAACACAGAAGACGACUGGGAUGCUGUGCCAACAGCAGAAGAAAUCAAGGGUUUAAAAUGUGAGAUUUCUUCUCUAAGGUUAGGCGAAGUGAAUGGAGGAGUUGGAGUUGGAAGUGAUAGAAAUGGGAACCCCGGUGCUUCAAAAAAUCUUGAUAAAGUUCCAUCCGGUAAAGUGAAAGGUAUGUUCAUCUCGAAAAAGAUAUUUUCUAAGCUGUGGUCAAGCAAAGAAAGGAGUGGUGAAAUCAGUAGUUCUAAUACAUCAGAGAGCCCUGGUUCUUCUAGCAAUGCAGAAGAAACAAAAUUCACCCGUUCGAGGAGUAGGAGGAAUUCGGUAUCUUAGUUACAGGCAUGCUUAGUAGAUUAAAAGUAUACACUGUUGACUUGUAAAACCGCCUCGCGUAUCUGACAUCAGGAGAAUAGAAUCAACUGACAUGUUUUAGCUGUUUUUCCACUGCGAUUUUGAGCCAAAGAGGUCGUGUUGUUGGAGAAGAAAGGAGAUUUGGUAUUUCAUUUCUUGUAAGAAGAGCUCAUGAUCACAUUUAUGUUCCCAGACUACCUGUUGGUUUUCAGUUCUAACAGCUAAGUAGAAGUUUCUUCUUGUAAUUGCCUAUCUAUCUUCCUUGGGCUUUAAUUUACUCUAGUGCAAAAUUGGCAAUUGUCAUC